UUCUUUCCUAUAUCUGGGAUUAAUCUCUUAUUACACCGGUCCAGUCUAUCAAGAGCCUCCCACUGAAAUGGAACUGAAAUUUCUCAAGAUAGUCCUCCUGGUCAUUUGCUUGGCUGGUUUCGCUUGGCAGAUCUUGGAUCAUGUCCAAAAGUUUUGGGAUGCUCAGACCACGGAAUCUAGCUCUUGGGAGCCUCGAGAUCUCCUCCAAUUUCCCAUGAUGGUCUUUUGUGACUCUCGAGGCUUCACCGAUUAUCAACCCUUCACCCAAGUUCCGUACGAAUCCGUGGCAUUGAAGGCCCAAGUGAACUUGGCCGAAUUGGUUCAUGCCACAUUGACCUUUGACUUAACCGAAGAUGCCUACAUAACACAGAAUCUUCCCACAAUGAACAAUGGGAUCUGCCAGACCGUCACCUUUAAGGAAACGUACCCGGUGCGGGUUGCAUUGCAGUUCUUCACCAAUAUCACUGAUUCCUACCAAAUGUUUCUGGCCAAUCCUGGCACUGAGAUGUAUUUCAUGGAUCAGUCUAAUAUCCGACCCGUCCCAAAAAUCGAUUUAUCUCGCCCCUUGACCAUUGAGCUUUGGAUGAAUAAUUUCAUUAAACGGGACACGCUCUGUGAACCAGAUAUUGUGGAAGCCGAUCAGGUCGAGUGUGUCCGAACCGAAAUCAUACGGCGAUUGCAAGCCAGCCGAGUCCAAUGUUUGCCAUAUCCGAUGUUCCAACAAUUUCCCAUACUACCUAUUUGUAACACUAGUCAAGCUCAAACCGACAACUACUUAGAGGCUCGAAAGAUUGUUCGAAAUACGGUUUACAACUACAAAGAAAUCGGAUGCUUGAUGCCUUGUGUGGAGAAUCAAGUUAAUAUGAAUGUUGUGACUUUUGGAGAAAAAGCCAAUCUGAUUCCUAAUAAGUUUACUUUUUACGUCAUAUACCUUUACGACGGAGUCAAUGUCAAACAACAGUACCGACUUAUGGAUUUUGCCACCAUAGUGGCGGCAGUGGGCGGUUCCUUAAGCCUUUUCUUGGGGAUCUCGUGCUUUGGAGUGACCUGGAAAUUAAUCGAAUUCAUUCACAGCAAAUUUGAACGCCAUAGUGGUCCCAGGUCGCUGAAAUAAACGUUGAUUCCCUUUAGACACAAGGCGCAAUCAAAACAAUUCUGACAUCUCUAAUGAA
Messenger RNA from Tigriopus californicus, 1172 nucleotides. RefSeq lists its product as uncharacterized. Lineage: Eukaryota; Metazoa; Arthropoda; Copepoda; Harpacticoida; Harpacticidae. The transcript is spliced from 2 exons. The coding region runs from base 68 to 1114 and encodes 348 amino acids. The record is from RefSeq and is a predicted model, not a curated record.